Alternaria postmessia is the source of this 1056-nucleotide messenger RNA. RefSeq lists its product as uncharacterized. The coding region runs from base 1 to 1056 and encodes 351 amino acids. The record is from RefSeq and is a predicted model, not a curated record. The transcript has a single exon. NCBI's taxonomy places the organism in Eukaryota, Fungi, Ascomycota, Dothideomycetes, Pleosporales, Pleosporaceae.
AUGGCUGCGACUACGAAUCCCCUGCACGGGACACAAAACUCGUCCGACCUCCCCGUCUCCUCCAAAACCAUCACAAUUGCCGGCAUCCUCGUCGACGUCCACGGCCUAGACGAACUACCCGCUUCCCCGUCAUCAGUCGCAUGCCUAUGGCUCCUCAAUCCGCGCUUACAGACCAAAGAGACCAUGGCUCCGAUAGCCAGGCGCGUAAUCUCAACCUGGAACAAGCGCGUACAAGACGGUCGCGCCGGCACGCGUCCUAAAGGUCUGAUCGCCGCUGCCUUUGACCAGCGCAAUCACGGAUCACGCAAAGUCGACGAUUUGCACAACCAGGCUUGGAGAGAAGGAAAUGAGACGCAUGCGCAGGAUAUGUUUGGCUGUUUCCACGGCACGGCAACCGAUACCUCACAACUCAUCAACCAUCUCGAAUCCUACAUCUUCACGGCAAAGGACAGUCCUAAGAUCCAAGAACACUUUGCUCUUGGCAUCUCGCUAGGUGGGCACGCGACCUGGCAUUGCUUGCUAGGCGAUCCGCGAAUCACUGCUGGAGUCGUUGGCAUUGGUUGUCCAGACUAUACGCGUUUGCUAACCGAUCGCGCGCGUCUGUCAAAGCGAAAGACAUACAAGGACACUACACCGCCUGGCAGUGCUUUCCUUGGCUCUCCAGACUUCCCACAGGCGCUACAAGAUGCGAUCGCCCAGUAUGAUCCUGCAGGUUUACUGUUACCGGGCAUGUUCAAUCCUCUAGGAGAUGACACGCCGACUGACCAAGCGCAGCUAACCAGGAUGAAAGCGCUAAUGAAGGAAAAACUCCAGGGCAAGCGGAUUCUAAACCUCAGUGGUCAGGCCGAUAAGCUCGUUCCGUAUUCGGCUGGCGAGCCUUUCUACAAGAUCUUCAAACAGGUAUUAGCCGAAGAUUCGAGUCUCGACAUUGUCUUUGAAGAUGUGCUGUUCGAGGGCGUAGAACACGCGUUUCCAAAACCCAUGGCUGAUAAAGCAGCCGAGUGGUUAUGUGAUAUCCUGGCUACAGACGAUGGACCUGUGUCCAGUAAGAUAUAG